GGUUAACCCAUUAUUUCUGGGAUGGUUCACACACCAGCUCAUUUAUUGAAUUUUCUGCAAAGAAUAAAAAAGGUGGAGGAUUCCUACCUAGUUUUAUUUUCUCCUCUAUUUUGCUCGCAUUGGAUAGAAUCAGUCGAUGGAAAGUGAAGUUCCAAUCUAUGGCAAGAACAAUUACUACAAUAGUGCGGAAGAGCGGUUGGCUGAAGAGAGGGCCAUAGAUGAUUGGCUUCCAAUCACUUCUUCAAGAACAGCAAAAUGGUGGUUUUCAGCUUUCCACAACGUCACCGCCAUCGUCGGCGCCGGCGUCCUCAGCCUCCCUUACGCCAUGUCCCAACUCGGAUGGGGGCCAGGUGUGUCGUUCCUGGUCCUCUCUUGGCUCGUGACGCUAUACUCGUUGUGGCAGAUGGUGGAGAUGCACGAGCUCGUGCCCGGGAAGCGAUUCGACCGCUACCACGAGCUCGGACAGCACGCUUUUGGCCACAAGCUCGGUCUCUGGAUCGUCGUCCCCGUGCAGCUCGUCGUUCUCGCAGGAUUGAACAUAGUUUACCUCACCACAGGCGGCAUAUCGCUCCAAAAAUUUCAUAAUCUAGUCUGUGAAAAAUGCAAUAAAAUGAGGCUAACUUAUUUCAUCCUCAUUUUCUCGUCCGUCCACUUCGUCCUCUCCCAGCUCCCCACCUUCAACUCCAUCUCCGGUGUCUCCCUCGCCGCUGCCGUCAUGUCAAUAAGUUAUUCUACGGUGGCUUGGGCGGCUUCGAUUGAGAAAGGUGUUCGAACGGGAGUGGAAUACGGUUAUAAGUCAAGAACGACAGCUGGAACCGUGUUCAACUUCUUCAACGCGCUCGGGAGCAUGGCGUUCGCUUAUGGCGGCCACAACGUGGUGAUGGAGAUUCAAGCGACUAUGCCUUCCACUCCACACAGGCCUUCCAAGAAGCCUAUGUGGAAGGGAGUGAUCGUUGCUUACGUCAUCGUCGCUUUCUGCUACUUUCCGGUUGCUAUAGUUGGAUACUGGGCUUUUGGUAAUGACGUAAACGAAAACAUUCUCAUAACUUUGGACCAACCUAAAUGGCUCAUCGCCAUGGCUAACAUGUUUGUUGUGGUUCAUCUAGUUGGCAGCUAUCAGGGGAGUAUAUAUGUGCAGUUGUAUGCAAUGCCAGUUUUUGACAUGAUAGAAGCUGUGCUCACAAAGAAGCUCAAGUUGAAGCCAACUUGGUAUCUGCGCUUUAUUUCUAGGAAUACUUAUGUUGCUUUCACAACGUUUAUUGCCAUCACAUUCCCUUUCUUCAAUGCACUUCUUGGAUUUUUUGGAGGAUUUGGGUUUGCUCCUACCACAUAUUUUCUUCCUAGUAUUGUAUGGCUUAUGGUUCACAAGCCGAGGGUGUUGAGUUUUUCUUUUUGGGCAUGCUGGUUUUGCAUAAUAUUUGGAGUUCUGUUGAUGAUUGUUGGACCAAUUGGAGGGCUCAGGCAGAUUAUACUUCAAGCUAAACAUUAUAAAUUCUACGGCGAAUCAGAUCCGAUUCUUCCGACUAGAUAGCUAAGCUAUAUAUAUGUAGACAUGUAGUACUCCUACCUACUUUUCUUUAUGGUUAUCUGUAUUUUCCUGUAUAUCUUGAUUACUUCAAUUAAUUUCAGCUACAGAAAUUGUUCAGUUUAAAA
Messenger RNA from Salvia splendens (bonfire salvia), 1653 nucleotides. Its product is annotated as lysine histidine transporter 1. The transcript has 8 exons. Bases 137 to 1531 code for a protein of 464 amino acids. The record is from RefSeq and is a predicted model, not a curated record. Lineage: Eukaryota; Viridiplantae; Streptophyta; Magnoliopsida; Lamiales; Lamiaceae.